UUUGUAAACAAACCUUACUGAGGAACCAGCGAAAGUUUAAAUUUAACAUUUUAGGAUAGAUAAAAAAUGAAGACAAAUAUAUUAUCAAAGUAUUGUAUUAUGUAGACAAGCACUGGUUUCGCAGAUAAUUGUGAAUAACUGUUAAAGCCUUCGGUGUGUAGAAAAUGGAAAGACUGUUCAAGUCAACAAGGGACUUUAUCCAGAGUUGAUACAAUAUUGACAAUGUUUAAUUGAAUCUCGUCACCUGUAAUAUUUAAGCAGUCAUGCAAGGAAGGGCUGAUCAGAGCAUGAGCCGAGGAGGAGGUUCUUCAGCGGGAAAGUCUCUGGCUCCAAGUAGAAGCACCGUCUAUAUUUCCAACUUGCCUUUCUCUCUCACAAAUACCGAUCUGCAUAAGAUUUUUGAGAAGUUUGGAAAGCUUGUGAGAGUGACCAUUCUUCGGGACCGUGAGACCAGAAAGAGCCGUGGAGUUGCCUUUGUUUUAUAUCUGUCUCGUGAAGAAGCCCAUGCAUGUGUCAAGGGAACAGAUGGGAAAGAAAUGUUUGGCCGAACACUCAAAGCAAGCAUUGCGAAAGAUAAUGGUCGAGCUCCCGAAUUCAUCAGGCGAAGAGAAUAUCCGGACAAGUCAAGAUGUUAUGAAUGUGGAGAUUUUGGUCAUUUGAGUUAUUCUUGCCCUAAAAAUCUGCUGGGAGAUAGAGAACCUCCUAAGAAGAAACCAAAGAAGCGAAGAGGUGAUUUCCAGGAUGAGACCAAACUCAAGAAUGCUAAGUAUGAGGAUGAAGAUGCAGAAGAGGACGAGGAUGAAGAACCAAAGUUUGAAGAAGACUCACUCAGUGAAGCAAUCAGAUAUCAACAAGAACUAAGAGAAGCAGAGGAAUUCCAAAGUAGACUUGCAGCAGGAGAAUAUUCCAAGUGCGAGCCAGGGGUCCAUCGAGCAAAGAUAAAGCAGUCUUCCUACUUUAGUGAUGAAGAAGAACUGAGUGAUGAUUGAAAUAACAGUGAUUGGUCAGAUUUUGCAGUAAUGCAGUAAUUUAAUUUUCAAUUUGAUCCUAAGUUCUGUACUAUUGUAAUUGAGGUUCUGUGUGCACUGUGAGAGAAUGUGAACUAAAAGCUGAGGCUGUGAACUUAAUCUUUUGGUAAUAAAAAUCCUAGAGUACAAAUAGAUACAAAUGGAGAUACGGAUUUUAUUUUGUAAACUUUUCCUUUUUUUUUCUUUCUUUCUCUUCCUUCUCUUUUUUCUGUUUGCUAUUGUUCCCUUAUUUUCUCAGCUUGUUCCUCUAAAAAUUACAGGUAAGAGACCUUGUAAAAUUGCCUUUAAAAUAUACAUAAUUAUAUAUUUUAACAUUGAUUAUCAUUAGGUGUACAGUUCCCAGGACUGAAUGUCAAAAUUUUAGCAUGGAUUUUGAUAUAAAUGAAGUAUUUUAUUUUAUUUAUCUUGUAAUACUGAUAGUACUAUUUGCACAAAUUAUUUAUUCAUAUAUUUUAAGAAAAUUUGUCAUACUAUAAAUGUACAUGUUGGUUGGAAAUCAAUAUAUGAAAACUUUUAUAAAUGAGCUGGCAGUAGGUUGGUUACUGGAUUACGAUUAUAAGUUAUGUAAUUUUCUUAUUUUUCUUCCCUUUCACUCCUUUUUUCUGUUUUACAACCAUGUCUAACCUAUUAGGCACAUUGCCAAAGACAUAAGCAUUAUAUGCAAAAUAAACAUAUUUAUUUUAAAUUCAGAAACAUUUUUUUUUUCCUUUCACCCUUCUUAUUUCAUUUUUAUCUUUUAUUUCUGUUUAUGUCCAUUACCUAUAACACUGUAGAAUAUUGUCAUUUUUAUUUUUAAAAAGGUAAAGAAAAAAAAGCUGUGUUGGAAGCUUUGACUACAAUUAAUAUUUAUGCCAGGAGUCCAUACAUAUUGUACAUGUGGCAUUAGCUGUGAUUACUUACUUUCUUUAUUUCUUUCUUUUGUUAUAUCUUCAUUAUUUUGAAAAAAGCUAUUAGGAAAUAAAUAAAGCAGAAAUUUCAGACUCUGCAUACCAGAAUCACUUUGUAGAAGCUAUAAUCCUCAAUAACAAUAAGACAUGGAUGUGUCCCACUGAAGAUUGUAUUUAACCUUGUGAUCAAGAGUUUAAUAUUAUUAAACCUCUUUUUGAUUCCUACAGUAAGCCAAAAGAGUUAGAGCAAAGUGAUAACAUUUUUAACCAUUCCACCACAGCACAUGCAUAUAAAUAUGGCACACAGGCACUUACUUCUUCAAUAAAUUUCCUGUGUAAUACAUAUGCCUAUACUGUACAUAACAUGUACAUAAAGAUAAAAGGAAAAAAACUGCCUCAGUAUGAACUGAAAUUAACUCAUCAAACUUGCCAAGCAUUCCUCAUCAGACAAACAACCAAAAGGAACGUUUUUUGUAUAUUUCUC
This is a messenger RNA of Penaeus indicus, 2399 nucleotides long. RefSeq names its product zinc finger CCHC-type and RNA-binding motif-containing protein 1-like. Gene Ontology annotation, biological process: mRNA splicing, via spliceosome. NCBI's taxonomy places the organism in Eukaryota, Metazoa, Arthropoda, Malacostraca, Decapoda, Penaeidae. Gene Ontology annotation, cellular component: U12-type spliceosomal complex. Gene Ontology annotation, molecular function: zinc ion binding; RNA binding. The record is from RefSeq and is a predicted model, not a curated record. The transcript is spliced from 5 exons. Bases 264 to 989 code for a protein of 241 amino acids.